CCGGCUGGGCUGGGCUGGGCCGGGCGGGGCGGCGCUCUGGUCCCGGCUCCGCGUCCCCACUUUCCCUGCAUCCCUCCCUCCGCCCGGGCGGUCCGAUGCCGGGCCAAUGAGCGCCGAGAGGCGGGAGCGGGAAGCGGCGUGCUCGGCGCGGCCCUCCUACGGCGCCCUGGCAGUGGCGCCAACGCUAAGUUUGCGCCGCGGGAGUUGGCGUCCGAGUGAGUCCCUCGGCCUCGCUGCUAGAUCCCCGCGAGCGAGGAGGUCGCUGGCCCCUCGGGCGGCCACCCAGGAGCAGUGCGCGGGAGGGCUCGGAGUGGUGUGGCGCGCGCCGGGGCUGGGGCAGCCGCCUCCCGAAGAUGCGGGAUGGCAGCCGAGCUGCCGUCCAGCCUCUCCUACCGCACCACAGGCUCCACCUGCCUGCACCCGCUCAGCCAGCUCCUGGGCAUCCCGCUGGACCAGGUGAAUUUUGUGGCAUGCCAGCUCGUGGCUUUAUGUGCUGCUUUCUGGUUUCGCAUCUACUUACGUCCUGGUAAAACCAGUCCCGUGGCCCGGCACACGUUUGCCACCAUUUUUGGCAUCUAUUUUAUCAUCUUUUGUUUUGGCUGGUACUCUGCGCAUCUGUUUGUGCUGGUGUUAGUGUGCUAUGGAAUCAUGGUCGCUGCAAGUGUGUCCAAUAUUCACAGAUACUCCUUUUUUGUCGCAAUGGGAUACCUGACGAUGUGCCAUGUCAGCAGAAUAUACAUCUUUCACUAUGGGAUUCUCACUACGGAUUUUUCUGGGCCCCUCAUGAUCGUCACUCAGAAGAUCACAACCUUGGCAUUCCAAGUUCACGAUGGACUCGGUCGAAGAGCUGAAGACCUGUCUGCUGAGCAACAUCGACUUGCUAUAAAAGUAAAACCAUCCUUUUUGGAAUACUUAAGCUACCUUCUGAACUUCAUGAGCGUCAUAGCUGGACCUUGUAACAAUUUCAAGGACUACGUAGCCUUCAUUGAGGGGAGGCAUGUACACAUGAAGUUGCUGGAAGUGAACUGGAAGGAAAAAGGUUACCACAGCCUGCCAGAACCUUCUCCCACUGGAGCUGUGAUACGCAAGUUGUGCAUGACCUUGGUGUCUCUCCUUUUGUUUUUGACUCUCACGAAGACCUUCCCUGUCACCUGCCUGGUUGAUGACUGGUUUGUUCAUAAAGCAAACUUUCUGACUCGAUUGUGCUACUUGUAUGUUGUCAUGCAAGCCUCAAAGCCCAAGUAUUAUUUUGCCUGGACAUUAGCUGAUGCAGUGAAUAAUGCAGCUGGCUUUGGGUUCAGCGGAGUGGAUAAGAAUGGAAAUUUCUCUUGGGAUCUGCUUUCUAACCUAAACAUCUGGAAAAUUGAGACUGCUACAAGUUUCAAAAUGUACCUAGGAAACUGGAAUAUUCAGACAGCUACUUGGCUAAAGCGAGUGUGCUAUGAGCGAGUCCCCUGGUACCCCACAGUGUUCACCUUCAUCCUGUCUGCCCUGUGGCAUGGUGUCUACCCGGGGUACUAUUUCACCUUCCUGACUGGAAUCCUCGUCACAGUAGCAGCCAGAACGGUGAGGAGCAACUAUAGACAUUACUUCCUUUCUUCAAAAGCCCUCAAGGUCGUCUACGACGUGGUCACCUGGGCUGCCACGCAGCUGGCCGUCUCGUACACAGUGGCGCCUUUCGUUAUGUUGGCUGUGGAACCAACCAUCAGUUUAUACAAGUCCAUGUACUUUUAUUUACACAUCGUAAGUCUCCUGAUAAUACUAUUUUUGCCAAUGAGACCACAAUCUUCUGUUCAACGGCAGCCUCAGAACUCUGUUAAUAAGAAAAAAACAGAUUGAUAUCUCCGAGAAAAGCUGGAUACGGAAAACUGCAAAACUUUGGAAAGAGGAGAUGAAAAGGCUCAAGUGUUCUUCAGUGACUUAGAGGCCAUGUUUACAUGCAUUUUUAAAAAUAAAAGUGCAGGGAGUAUUUUUGUAAAGCCCUUUUGUACCAGUAAAUCAGCCAUGUCCAGUUGAUCUGUUUUAGUGUUUUCUAGGACAUUUGAGUGGUAUGGAGGUGUGUGGGGAACCUGCCAGAGUUGCAGGAACAGCGCAUCUGGGCUGCUGGGUCUCUGCUUCCCCAACAGGGAUUCCAGCCACUGAAAUGUGGAUGCUGCGACCCAGACAUCUGCUCUAGAAGUUAGAAGGUGGUUGCUGAGGAGACUUGUCAUAGGUUUCUUAAACUAGAACAUACCCACACAUGGUUGUUCCUCGGGAAGCCCCAGAUCCUUUGACCUGUGACAUUACUAUUUCAAACACAGUGACCCCAUCAGAAGACCAGGAGGAGCAGGGACUGGGGGGGUAUUUUUCAGGGUACUGAACGCUGCGAGCCAGGAGGACUAGCCGUGAACACUUGAAUGAACUGAAAGCCAGCCAUGCCCUACGGUAGGCUGCCCUUUUUCCAGAAUGCAUCUCUUCCCUUUUUUCUUCUGAACUGAGCCAAGAUUGUAAAUCAGAAAGUCUCCUGUGCUCGUACACCGGGAGUCUGAGCGGGGCUGCUGUUUUCCAGAUGUUUUUCCAUUUCACAUGCGCCAUCUGCUUGCCCAGGACAGGCCUGAGAAAACACCCUAGAGGUCGCACCAUCAGAGGCAGAAGAAUGUCUUCUAAAGAAACAAUUUUAAAGUAAUUUAAAGUUAUAUAGAAGUUGACAAGAAAUUAUGCUCUUUUCUUCCCUUUUAUAGCGAUGUUAAUAUUCAUGGCUAUGAUGGGCUGACUUAUUUUUCCAGUCUCAGAGCUGAUUAAUUCUGACUUUGUAUUAGUUGAACUAUCAUAUUGAAAGGCAAAAACUGAAAGACAGUUUUCUAGCUUUGUUAUGAACAUGCUGUGGCUCCUAUUGGUUAAUACUCUAUGUGGGGAGAGGAAACAUGGUAUUAAAUGUUCUGGAAAAUAAUGAGAAUGAUAAUAAUAAAUUAUAUGCUACAGUGGUGUGCCCUCAGUCACAUACCUUGGGAGAAGCAAAUUUGUUCAAAUCAGAUGUUUGAAAGUGAGUUUCUUACUGAAUAAAAACUGUUUCUAUAUAAAAGAAAUAUUUCUGAAUAGAAGAAUUGCUUUUUGUUUAUAUCAGUAGAGACUGGAUAGUCUGAAGUAUGUGCUUGUUUUAACAAAUGUGCACAGACUUAAGGUUUUACUUGUUGAAAGCCUGAGCAGUAUAGCAUGUUCAAUUUGUCCUCUACGUCAGGCACUUGGAUGGUUUUGUUUUUGGUGUGCUUUCCGACCUUCAUUCCCAGCCUCCCAGAUCAUGCACUCCUGUUUUACAGGGACGUGUUUUCUGGCUGCAUCCCUGGUUAGACUUAGAGGUAGAGCUGAAAUCCAAAAUCCAUGGCUACCCUGAGAAAGCCAUAGGCUGUGCUAAGUGUCCAGCUGAUGCUUCUCUUAGGUCAGUGAAAUGUGAAACAAUGUGUUUAUCUCUAACCUGAACUCUAAUUCUUAUGUGAAAUAGUGACAAUUGGCCCAAAGUAGCCCAAAGUAGCACAUUUGGGCCAGAGUAUAAGGCUUACCCCAAUUUUACCAGGAAUUCUUCGGGCAACCCUGUUUUGCUGUCCCAGGAGGAAUAUUAGAUAGUAGGUAUAGAGGGGGGGCAUGCAGGUGCCCAAAGUGUGUCAGGGUCUGUCUCCAACAGGAAUAUUUUGAGGCAUAAGAUCAGAAAUACAUAUCUUGUACACCAGCAAAAAUAGUAGAUAUGCCCAUUGGCAUAAAGUGUAUGGCAUUAUCCAUAUCACAACACAGUGUUUGGACUUGCAGUAUGGUUUAAUGACCAGGUUUCACUGUAUGGAACCAGCUUCAAUCCUGGGAGAAGAACUUUGGUAGAGAGAGUAGAGGUGACCACUAGAGGGACCAGUCAUCUUGUUUUGCCAGGGACUCUGCUGAACCCUCAGACCCGGGAAGACUGGGGACCUUUGGUCCCCCUAGUGACCACCCACAAUCAGAUAAUCUGUAUGGAAUGGAGUCGAAGACACGUCUCUGGAAUCUGGGCUUAUCGAUGUCAGACGUAGUGCUGGGCCUAAGCACAUGGGCAUGUUUUUCUUAUCGUGAGGCUUUACUCAAUACUGACGGGAGCACCUUUCCCUCCUGAGGACAUUUACCCACAGAAGUACCCAAGUUUAGAUGGAAGGUUAGGACUGUUUCUAAGCAUGAGAUCUAAGUUGUACUAAAUGUAAUAUUCAUUUAAUAAAUAUAUAUUUAUUAAA
Molecule: messenger RNA, 4226 nt
Organism: Artibeus jamaicensis (Jamaican fruit-eating bat)
Lineage: Eukaryota; Metazoa; Chordata; Mammalia; Chiroptera; Phyllostomidae
Gene: MBOAT1
Product: membrane bound O-acyltransferase domain containing 1
Exons: 13
Coding region: 361-1839 (492 amino acids)
Biological process (GO): lipid modification
Cellular component (GO): membrane
Molecular function (GO): acyltransferase activity
Source: RefSeq, a predicted model, not a curated record